This is a messenger RNA of Hibiscus syriacus, 635 nucleotides long. RefSeq lists its product as uncharacterized. Lineage: Eukaryota; Viridiplantae; Streptophyta; Magnoliopsida; Malvales; Malvaceae. The transcript is spliced from 2 exons. The record is from RefSeq and is a predicted model, not a curated record. The coding region runs from base 52 to 414 and encodes 120 amino acids.
AGGUCAUCAGUGGCAGUGCCUCCAUUGCCAAUCAUUAAAAGAGAAAAAGAAAUGCUUAGUCUCCAUUAUUUGCUGCUUCGAAGCAACCGUUCAUCACCAUUUGCUCCUUUCUUUCAAUGGGUUAAACUUCAACAUCAACAUCAACAUGGCGGGAGUAUUUCCAGUGAUUUUAAUCCCAAGAAGAAAACCGGCUUACCAUCAUCGUCUUCUUGGAUUGCUCGUGCGGUGGAGAAAGAUGCAGAGCAGCUUGAAAUAUACCCAGAAGAGGCUAAGGAAGCCCUAAGAAACCUUGAACAGCAGCUGCAAACCCUCUCUGAUAAACAAGUCAGCACUCCUAAGAUCAGAGCUGCAGAUGUAAAACUCACGGUGAUGAGAUGGAAGAAGAAAGCCCAGAAAUUUCAGGGUCUUCCCUAGCAUAUUUAACUGUUGUUCUCCUUGCCUUCACAAUCUUCUACAAUGUGUUGUUUUAUUCGGUGAUAAAGCCGUCCAUCGAUGGACCAGAGUAUGAUCCUCAACCUGGCAGCACCAGAGGUGCGGCAGUUUUGCAGUAGUCCUUGCACCAUUAACACCACAAGAGUCUUUCCAGAGCUGUAUCUGUUAAAUAGCACCGGAAUUUUAGUAGUAUAUUAAAUAAA